This is a messenger RNA of Amoebophrya sp. A25, 2008 nucleotides long. NCBI's taxonomy places the organism in Eukaryota, Dinophyceae, Syndiniales, Amoebophryaceae. The record is from the annotation of a GenBank genome assembly.
AGAGAUGCGCAAGUCGCGGGUCGAAGCAGCUGUUUUUGUUCUCCUGUGGGGUCCUUCUCGCAGGUUUGGCCAUCUGCAUAGUGGCCAUCGUCUUUCGCGCACUGGACCGAGAAUACAUGCCCUUCCGCUUCUUCCCCAGCAGCUCUUCUCUAGUGUUUUCCUUCUCGCCACUCCAUUUGAGGCGGGCACUACUUUUUUUGGGGUCGUCAACGUCAUCUCCUCCAUCUGAAGAAGAACAGAGUAUAACAAGUAACCCAGCACUUGUAGUUCCAGCAUCCAGAUCGACGACCUCCCCAUCAACACCAGAACCCAGCAGCACUACUGCUUCUUUCCUCCGGUCCUUCGAGAACCGCCUCGGGCUCAACCUCGACUGCAGUGGCUUCGUUCCCAGUGCCACUGCCACAGGCGUCGCGGUUCUGAUUCUCCAAGUCUAUUGUUUUUUGCUGUUGGCGACGAAUCGCAGCAACUUGCAGAAGGGCGAUUUAGAUCGGCAGGAAUUGUUGAGACAUCUAGACUACUACUAUGGGGACGAGGACGAAAGAGACCCAGGAGCUGCACUUGAUGAUGAAGAAAGUAACAUCCGCAGGAUCAGUGGAAGAAGUAUUAUGGAUCGAGAGGGGGACCACGUCGAUUUAGAAGGCGUAGAUGGUAACGAUCGUGGAGCCCUAGAAGUGGCUGAGCGUAGACAACUUCUGUUGUUGCGUCCUCGAUUGUCCAGUAGAAUUGGCAGUAGAAUUGACAGUAGUUCAUCUUCAAGUGAUGAAGAAGACGAGGAGGGCAAUUACAGCAGUUCGAGUGUAGCCUCUUCUAGGCGAAGCAGUCGAGAUCAACGUACUCGGAGCAGGAAAAGAAGUCGACGUGGAAAAGACUCAGAACAACAGCAGCAGGUAUUUCAUAUCCGAGACCCUCCUCCAGCGCGUGGCAGACCGAGAACUACGUUAGGAGGAAGACCUUCGGUUCCACCUUCAUUGGCAAGAAGUUCCAGUGGCCCUGCGAGAACGAAGAAGGCUAGAAAGAUGCAUCAAAUUGAAAUUCCACCCGCAACUCAUGAUCCAUCCGCACCAAUUGAAGACCGAGACCGUCCAUCCCAAGGACCUCCAACACGUGCAUCAGAAUAUUACACUGAUGCUUCGAUCUGAUGAAGACCAUAUGCCCCGCAUACUUUAUGAGUACUUACAUUAUGAUAACCUCACCCGCCACGCGCACCACACCCACGACGCCUUCGCACCCUCUUGUUCCAUUCAUAUUCCACACGCAUCAUUGAUCAUUCGUUUACUUUUCUGGCAUUUUGAUACUCAUUUUCCAUUUAACGCAAAGUCUUUACCGAUGAUCCAGUACGUAGCCUACGUACAGUGUCCUCCUACGAAGCCCGAUCCGGGUCUCCCAGGGCUUGAGCAAAGCUUAAAAUCCUCUUGUUCUCAAUCCUGACUCGCGUACGACAGUUCGGGAGCCGCAUUGAAAAGUCAGUUUCUAUUUCAUGGUUUCUAUUCCUCUCGGUGAAAAAGAAAAUCCAAAUCAAUCAUUAUUUAAGAGAUUCACAUGCACUUCAACAUCCAUGGCAAUUGUUUGUGGACAACUGUUGAAUGCGGACAUCCGGUUGCUCCUGAUGUUCAGUUCUUGAAUUUUAAUCUGACCAAGCCAUUACCAUGUAUGCCUAGGAACUUCAAUCUCAAUCUAAAUUUGCUUGGACCUACACUUUCCAACUGCGAUCAAGAACAAGAACAAUUACUAUGGUGAAUUCAAGUGGAGUGAGAAACUCUUCAUGUUAGUAGCUCCUGCGAUUUGUAGCUCAUUCCUGGUAUUCGCUUCGACUACACUCUUCACUGCACAAGGGCUCUACAUGAUUCAAUUGCAGGCAUCAACAUCACUCCCGGAGUGAGAGAGAAGCAAGUACCAAGAUGAUUCUCACCAAGAUGAUUCUCCGACGUUAUGAUGAAUGUUGAACAUCAACAUGGGACGUCUCAUCUUCUAACUGCCAACAUGACAUCUGGCCUCAACAAGAAGUAGC